AUGAACAUCGACCUUGACCACCGAGAAGACCUCGACCCUCGCGCAAGCGGCCGUCACUUGGACUCGGGCAUCGAGUCCCGCACUUCCCAACGGAACUCCAACGAAGGCAGUAACGAGAACCCCUUUGCCAGUCCCGAUGGCACCCGUCCACCAUCAAGCUUCGACACAUCAUCGAACAGUGGCGGCCUAGCAGCUCAUCACGAAGCCCUUCCCGGUGGCCAACGAUACUUCCACUCUCGUCGAGUACGAAAGGGCGAGAUAGAAAAGCCGUGGGCACUGAAGAAGCACCCCAAGGAGAAGUGGGUAACUAUCAUCCCUCUAAUCGGCAUCUUCAUCGGCUUGGGAAUCUCGGGCUUCCUGAUUUGGGAUGGAAUCAGGUCUGUGGUGCAGCACAAGUACUGUUUGGUACUGGAUGAGGAUUGGAGUCAGGGCAUUAGGGACAGUGUGUGGCAGCAUGAGGUACAGUUGGGUGGUUUUGGCAAUGGCGAAUUCCAACAAACCACCAAAGACAACGCCUACGUCGAAGAUGGCAAGCUAGUCAUCAAGGCUACCCUCCAAGAUGACAAGCUCCUCAUGUCCAACUCCAAAAUCGAUCUCCUCGACUCCGGGGAGUGCACUUCCACCGUUUGGGAGAACUGCUACGCCGAAACCAACACCACGGCCGGCAACAGUUCCGUCGUCCCGCCCGUCCUCUCGGCCCGCCUCAACACCCGUUUGGGAGCCUCCAUCAAGUACGGCCGCGUAGAAGUCGUCGCCCGCAUGCCCGAAGGUGACUGGCUCUGGCCCGCCAUCUGGAUGAUGCCCGUCAACAGCACCUACGGCGAGUGGCCUCAGUCGGGCGAGAUCGACCUUGCAGAGUCCCGCGGAAACAACUACACCUACCCGCAAGGCGGCAACGACAUCAUUUCCUCCACGCUGCACUGGGGCCCUUCUUCCAACUCAGACGCCUUCUGGCGCACCAACGUGAAGCGCCAGGCCUUGCACACCACCUUCGCCAACAAGUUCCACACUUUCGGUCUCGAAUGGUCAGAGAAGUACCUCUUCACCUACGUCGACUCGCGCCUGCUGCAGGUGCUAUACACAAACUUCAACAAGCCUCUCUGGCAGCGAGGCAACUUCCCGCAGGUGGAAAAUGGGACGAGAACUGUUGAUCCGUGGGGACAUACGGGGAGAUUCAACACGCCGUUUGAUCAAAAGUUUUAUCUGAUUCUGAACGUGGCGGUGGGCGGAACUAACGGCUGGUUCGAGGACCAGGUUAAUGGCAAGCCGUGGGUUGACGCCAGUCCGAAUGCCAAAAAGGACUUUUGGCAGGCCAAGGAUCAGUGGUUCCCAACGUGGAAGAAGCCGCAGAUGGAGGUGGAGAAGGUGACGAUGUGGCAGCAGUGUGAUGGGCAUGAGGAGCUUUAG
Messenger RNA from Sordaria macrospora k-hell, 1407 nucleotides. RefSeq lists its product as uncharacterized. Gene Ontology annotation, molecular function: hydrolase activity, hydrolyzing O-glycosyl compounds. The record is from RefSeq and is a predicted model, not a curated record. Lineage: Eukaryota; Fungi; Ascomycota; Sordariomycetes; Sordariales; Sordariaceae. Gene Ontology annotation, biological process: carbohydrate metabolic process.